GCGUUAUAUCAUGGGUCAGUGUAAUGUCACGCACACUACCAUACAGUCUAUCAGUGUACCCGUGGAGGCGGCCGGGUAAGGUUGCGUCAGUAGAGCUUCGCCAUCAUGAUCCAGGCGACCGUCCUCUCCCGGGUGUCCAGGGUGACCCGCGCCGCCAGGGCCCAGUUGGCUCUGGGGCAUGGGCCAGCAGUCUCCAUUGUUGGCCAGCGCCGUUAUGCCUCCCACGAAGCUGACCUGGUAGUGAUUGGCUCUGGUCCUGGAGGGUAUGUGGCUGCCAUCAAGGCUGCACAGCUGGGCAUGAAGACUGUGUGUGUAGAGAAAAACCCAACUUAUGGUGGAACCUGCCUCAAUGUUGGCUGCAUCCCAUCCAAGGCUCUGCUCAACAACUCCCACUACUACCACAUGGCCAAGAGCAAAGAUUUCCUGGAGCGCGGCAUAGAGGUUGACAAUGUCAAGUUAAACCUGGAAAAGCUGAUGGGUGCCAAGGAUAAGGCAGUGACAGCACUUACAGGAGGCAUUGCCCACCUCUUCAAGAACAACAAGGUCCUAGGACUCAAGGGCCAUGGUAAAAUCGUCAGUCCAACUGAAGUGACAGUUUUAAAGGAAGAUGGGGAGAAUGAUGUGGUCCGCGCCAAGAACAUCCUCAUCGCGACAGGCUCAGAGGUGACACCCUUCCCUGGCAUUGAGGUGGAUGAGGAGACCAUUGUAUCAUCUACUGGUGCGCUUAAGCUGUCUCGGGUCCCUGACAAGAUGGUGUUGAUUGGCGCUGGUGUUAUCGGCCUGGAGCUAGGUUCUGUGUGGUCUCGCCUUGGAGCUCAAGUAACAGCUGUUGAGUUCCUGGACUCAAUCGGGGGGCUUGGCAUUGAUGGUGAGAUCUCCAAGAACUUCCAGCGCAUCCUGACAAAGCAAGGCAUUAAAUUCAAGCUCAGCACAAAGGUCCUGAGUGCCUCAAAAGAAGGGAGCUCUAUUAAGGUUGCUGUUGAAGGGGUAAAGAAUGGCAAG
Messenger RNA from Eriocheir sinensis (Chinese mitten crab), 1002 nucleotides. Its product is annotated as dihydrolipoyl dehydrogenase, mitochondrial-like. Gene Ontology annotation, molecular function: flavin adenine dinucleotide binding; dihydrolipoyl dehydrogenase (NADH) activity. The record is from RefSeq and is a predicted model, not a curated record. Lineage: Eukaryota; Metazoa; Arthropoda; Malacostraca; Decapoda; Varunidae. Gene Ontology annotation, cellular component: oxoglutarate dehydrogenase complex; mitochondrion.